GGCGCAUUAGUGGAACUUGUGUCGAGGCGGUGGAGUGGGGUUCAUGGGUGAGAGAUGAGUUCGUUGGUGUACCGUGGCUACUGCUGCCUGAGCUUGGCAGGGAAAAAGGCCCGGGUGGUAGCAGCAGCAGCGUGCAGAUGGAAGGGAAGCCGGGCAGCGGAGCCUCGGAACAAGCCUCUGAAGCAAUGGACUCUGAUUGUCAGCCCGCAGAGCCGCCUUAACGUGCAGCUACCCUGCAGUGUGAGAGUGAGCUCACAGGACCCUCUCGCCUAUCCGCUCGCAGACCGGGUUUUUGUUACGGUUAGUGGUGUGGACCGGAAUGUGCACCGCGGUCUAGAUCUUGACAACAUUGAAGUGAAGUACGAGGAGAGCUCCCGGCAGGUGGUCAUCCGCUCGCGGGACAUUGACAGCCACACUUGUGUAGAGGUCACUACGCCCGUCCGUUUUGAUGUGAAUAUCAAGACAACAGGAACUGGAUCUGUUAAUGUUAAAAAAAUUGAAUGUGACAACUGCCAUGUCGAAACUGAGAAAGGAGACAGUGUUCUGCAGUCAGUUAAGAGCCACACAGUUGACAUACGUACAGAUGGAGGCAAGGUGGUCUGCUUGGGGACAGUCCAUGGAAAUGUGAAUAUUUAUGCUUCAGCUCAAAGUAUGCUGCUUCUAGGGGCAGUUUGGAACUCAGGACGGCAAACAAAGACAGACAAUUGUUAUGUGCUUCAGCACUUGACCACAACGUUACAAGUCACUGAGCUCUUCAGUAGGGCCUAUUCUUUUGCAAAUGUCAUUGCAAGGCUGUGUGCUUGAUUUUAUGCAUCUGUAAUGAAUGAGUGUGGCUGAAAUAACCAAAUACAUGAAUUAAACUUUUAUUAGAAUGCA
This is a messenger RNA of Xenopus laevis (African clawed frog), 876 nucleotides long. RefSeq names its product family with sequence similarity 185 member A L homeolog (gene fam185a.L). NCBI's taxonomy places the organism in Eukaryota, Metazoa, Chordata, Amphibia, Anura, Pipidae. The record is from RefSeq and is marked predicted.